GCCCAUUAUUCCUCUUACUACUACCAGCUACGUCGUAUCAUCUCUUUUCCUCCCUCUCUGGACCCUCCGAGUCCGUAAAGCAUAUUCCCGUUUAACGGGCGCACAUUCUACAGCAGGCAGAGAAGGAGCUACAACUCCAGAUAAAGGCUCGUCUGCAGACUCUGAGCAUCUUAGGCGGAGUGUGCAAUGACAAGUGGUGGCUGAAAGAUAAGUAGCUUCCCUGUUCUGCCCGAUUUCGCAGGAUUCUUCUCUAACUAAGCCAGCUUUAAAUGAUUUUAUCACUGCCCUGUGGACGUUAGAGACACUGUUAGAAACACGAUUAGAAAAUAUGCCCAAGUUACACCAUGUGCAUGAGGCCUUGACUCCGCGCAAUGCCUGAUCACUCAUACUAGUUGGAAAAUACAUAUGUAUUUCAUAAGACCUAUAAGCCAAGCUUGUUCCACGAUGAACGAAUUAAUGCUAGCACGACCCACGUUCCUGCACUGCCCAAUUACACAUGAUUAGCGCUGCCUUGAGGCUUGUGGUCAAGGGUGUUCGGGCGUCUUUCAAUUUUGGUUCUACCGACGUACUCUCCCCUCCCACUGAUUCUUGCAUCUAUUUCCCUCAGGCUAAUUCCAAUUUUUACCUGUUUGCAAUGAGCGAAGACCACGGGCCGAAUCCUCCUCCAGAGGCUUCUGUAUCCAGAGAAACAACUGCUCGCGAGAGCUCGACCCAGCCCCGUGACGGACUCUGUCGGGCUCUGCGGAAAUUCAAGAAGAAUAUAAAUAAAAAAGUUUCUAAACGCUUCAAGCGCUCCCGCCCCCAAAUCCUCGCUGUCCAGAACGCCGAUCAUGAAAGUGCUUCAUCGAAUCAGAAUAUUGAGGAUGUGUUGCGUCUGCAUCCUUCCGAUGAUGACCAGCCCACCACGUCUAAGAAUCUCAGUACCAGUGGCUGUGUGAACCAAGGAGCGUCCGGAGAACCUGCUUCGAAGAUUCUCAAUACUCCUGGCGUGGAAGAGAUUCCGGAUUCCCAAUCAGUUGGUGCAGAACUUCGGGGUGCCCGUGGGGGAUGGGAAGGUACGAGGCUACUCGGGGGACAUGUCACUUCUGUGGUAUCCAAAGUCGAGGACGGCCCAAAAGAUCUCGCUACUGCAGACGAUUUUCAGACCACAUACCUUCAACCACUCAAAAUUUUCAACACUGUUAUUGAGAAUCUUACAAAUGUACACCCUUACGCAAAGAUGGCGCUGGGCGUGCUGUCUGCUGCAUCCAAAAUUAUUCUCGCUCAAACAGAACGCGACCAAUCAGUACAAUCCCUUCUGGAGAAAUUGGAACAACUUUACUGCUUCAUGUCACAAGAGGACACUCUUGCUCAGAUUUCAUCCCAGCUCAGUAUCGCUGGACGAAUCGCCCAGCAGACUCUAGAGUGCGCACGUUUCAUUAGGGAUUAUUCAGAGAAGAAGAGCUUUUGGAAGAGACUCGGCAAAAAUGUUGCCUCGGAGACGGAUGACCUGAUUAAACGGUAUAAUAACGCUUUGGAUGGGCUUAUGCAACAAUUUCGGGACCAAGCUCUUCGAGACAUAGCUGAUCUCGUCCGGUGUGCGAGCGAUGAACUGGGUGACAAACUGAUCCUCAGUGAUAUGCCUUACGCCGCAGCCGCCGGACUUGAUACCACAAAACAAUGCCUACCAGGGACGCGCAUGGCCAUUCUUUCCCAGAUCACUGAAUGGAUCAACGACAGUAGAGAUACUGCUCAGCGUGUGAUGUGGUUGUCUGGCCCUGCGGGCACGGGCAAAUCAGCCAUCGCUCACACAAUCGCUAACUGGUUUAACGACUCGGGAGGGCUUGGUUCGUGUUUCUGCUUCGACCGGCGUUCUGGAGCAGACGAGCGUCAUAAAAAAGUCUUCUCCACCAUCGCUCGCGACCUCGCUGACCGUGAUCCGGAGAUCAGACGCGCAUUGGCGAACGCAGUCGAACAUGCAAAGGCGCUCAAGAGCACGACGGAUAUCAUCCAGCAGUGGCGCAAGCUGUUCAUGGAACCGCUAAAGAAAUUUUCUGGGUCGAGCGUAGGGCCUGUUUUGAUCGUGAUCGAAGCGCUGGAUGAGAGCGGUGGAGCAGAGACACGGCGUAACCUUCUCCGCAUACUCGCCGGUACACUGGAGGGCGAAGGUCUUCCCCAAAUCACCGAACUCCCAUCCAACUUUCGAAUUCUUAUCACCUCUCGCGCUCUUCCUGACAUCAGUUCUGAAUUUCAGGAUGCUCCACAUAUCCGACGGUUAUCCAUGGACGACAUUUCAGAAAAAGACUCGAAGAGAGACAUCCGUACUUUUGUGUCUCACGAGCUGAAAAAGGUGUCUGGCCUUGGGGACAAAGAGUUCGGAGACCUCGCUGACAAAGCCUGGUGGACUAUUCGAAUGGGCGCGUCUUGCAUGCGAAUACAUCCAAAAACCCUCUGCUGGCUCAUAUCCAAUCGAACGCUUUAA
Suillus bovinus is the source of this 2461-nucleotide messenger RNA. RefSeq lists its product as uncharacterized. Lineage: Eukaryota; Fungi; Basidiomycota; Agaricomycetes; Boletales; Suillaceae. Bases 497 to 2461 code for a protein of 654 amino acids. The record is from RefSeq and is a predicted model, not a curated record. The transcript is spliced from 9 exons.